GUAGGAUUACGGUUCACAGCCUCAGCGCACAACCAGACGUUAUGCUCCUCUUUUAAUCUUCAGAUUUUCCAUAUUACUAUAUUUAUUCGUUUAUUUCUCGUCCUCUAGCUACGUGUUGUCAUUCUUGCGCACAUUGACUUGUCUAUGCCGCUUUCCCAAACUGUUCGAGUUUGUUCAGGAUUUGCAGGGGUGAAGUUGGAUCACCUCUCCCAUGCCGGGUUUUCCUUGUUGACUCUGUCAAGUGGCUAUUGCUGUUGUUCGGUUCUGGUCUGUAAGUUGGGGAUCACUAUGCUUUUGAGGGUCUUCGCUUGCAGUGAAACAUCUUGGAUUUCUGGGUUUGCUCUGUAAUGAGCCAACCCUCCCAGCGAUUUUGAAUACCCUCUGGACUUCGACACUUGGGUUUCGUGCGAUUUUAGAGGGGGUUUUCCUAGUUUCUUUGUGCGGAGGGAGAAAUGUUUCUUCCAAGAUAAUCGAAGGUUCCGUCGAGCAAUUUCACUACAGUACCUGGAGCUUACUAUUCCCCGUGCCACUCGUCGCUUCAUUUAACUCCAUGCGACUUGAUUUGUCAGAUUCUCUCUGGUUUGGGAGUCGCUUUUGAGGGUUUUGAGAGUCCGAGGUUCUGACAUGGAGCUUUCUUGGCUCCACCCUGUCUAUGGCCCGAUUUAAUGCAUUGCAUUUAUCACUUUCAGUGGUAAAGCCGCGUAUGCCGGUUCGUGGAUCAAGCUGCCUCGAAGAUUGUGUGGAGAAGUACGAUGGGUAGUGUUUGUGCGGAUCGUCAAGCGGGGAGGGAGUUAAAAUCAGGGCACCUUGCUUGGAAAAUCACAGCUGAAGAAUGAUGGGCUUGGUUUCAAAUUUUCUCGAGCCUUUUCUUGAUUUGGAAGCUGUGAGUUGUCAUAUACAUCUCGUUUAGGGGAUUUCCUCGAGGAAGUCUUUGCGCUUCGGAUUAAUUCCGCAGGACUUUGUUUGUGGAUUUUUGGGGCCGCAAGGAAAGCUGUUGAAGUAUUCCAUUGUCGAUUUCUUAUUAGAAUCUGGGUAUAUGUUCUUCACACAUCAACUAUCUCCUGAUUAGUUCGCUUUUACCAUGAUUGUCAUCUCAUUUAUCCUGUCGAAGAAGAAUUCUUCAGGAGCUUGAUCUGGUCUGCAUCCUUCUGGGAAGCUACUAAGGAAGCACUUAAAUCUGUUCAGUGCUUACAUGUGCGAUCUAGGCCUCUGGGUGCGCAGGAUUUGAGCGUGUUCGAUUGAAAUUAACCGGGCAGGUGUAAGAUUUUGAGUAGGGUAUUACCUGGGCACGUUGCGGCGGCAUGUUACUAUCACGAAAUUUACAAGAGUUACGCACGAGAUUGGACGUUAGUCAAGGGCAACUUAAUUGAGCAACCCUUUCUCACAGUCAACCAUUCUCAAGCUUUUAUUGCAAUCUCACUAUUGGUCUUUAAGCUUCGAAUUUGUUUAAAGUAAACUAUUGUAGCUCUUGGGGGAGAGAAUCAUGGAUUGGUAAGAUGCGACUUGCUGAUGGAGUAAGCGUGAUUGUGGAAGACAUUUUUGAGCCAUAGCCUUCGGUAGUCGACAAUUACAAAGAUGGCUGAUUCAGUCGCUCCACUAUCAUCGUCGGUGUUGCGCAAUCUGGCUGAUAAGUUGUAUGAAAAACGUAAAACUGCAGCAUUAGAGGUUGAGAGCGUGGUGAAGUCACUCACCGGGGCUCAGGAUCAUGAGAAGAUCUCCAGUAUCAUCCGCCUUCUUACGAAUGACUUCGCUCUUUCUCCUCAGGCCAAUCACCGUAAGGGAGGUCUGAUUGGUCUGGCAGCUGCAACAGUAGGUCUUGCAUCUGAAGCUGCCCAACACCUGGAGAAAAUAGUUCCUCCGGUCCUUAGUUCAUUCAUAGAUCAGGACAGCCGUGUGCGGUAUUAUGCUUGUGAAGCCCUUUAUAACAUAGCAAAGGUUGCGAGAGGUGAUUUCAUUGUAUUUUUCAAUGACAUCUUUGAUGCGCUUUGCAAACUCUCAGCAGACUCGGAUCCCAAUGUACAAAGUGCUGCUCACUUGUUGGACCGCCUUGUCAAGGACAUUGUCACUGAAAGUGAUCAAUUCAGCAUUGAGGAGUUCAUCCCACUUUUGAGGGAGCGCAUGAAUGUACUCAAUCCAUUUGUUCGUCAAUUCUUGGUUGGAUGGAUCACUGUGCUGGAUAGUGUUCCAGAUAUUGACAUGCUUGGUUUUCUCCCGGACUUUCUUGAUGGGUUAUUCAAUAUGCUCAGUGAUAACAGCCAUGAGAUACGACAGCAGGCUGAUCAAGCCCUUGCAGAGUUUCUGCAGGAGAUAAAAAAUGCACCUUCGGUGGACUAUGGUAGAAUGGCUGAGAUACUUGUACAAAGAGCAAGAUCUCUUGAUGAGUUCACUAGACUCACCUCUAUUACUUGGGUCAAUGAAUUUGUGAAGCUGGGGGGAGAUCAGCUUGUGCCCUACUACGCUGAAAUCCUUGGAGUUGUGCUUCCUGCUAUAUCUGACAAGGAAGAGAAGAUACGAGUGGUUGCUCGAGAAACAAACGAGGAACUGCAAUUGAUUAAGGCCGAACCGUCAGAGGGCUUUGAUAUUGGUGCUGUUUUGGUCAUUGCACGGGGGGAGCUUAGAAACGAGUCUGAGGCAACGAGGUUGGAGGCCUUGAGGUGGAUUUCUGUGCUAUUGGAGAGACACCGAACAGAAGUUCUUUCAUUUUUGGAUGAUAUCUUUCCUGCCUUGCUGAAAGCACUUUCUGAUUCAUCUGAUGAAGUUGCCCUGCUUGUACUGGAAGUGCAAGCCUGCAUAGCUCGAGACCCUCAACAUUUCCGACAUCUUAUGAAAUUUCUUGUUCAUCGGUUCAACUCUGAACAUUCUCUUCUUGAAAGGAGAGGUACAUUGGCAUUAGGAAGGCUGUGCCAGUUGUUGGGUGCGGAACGAGUUUAUCGAGAGUUGGCCACAAUUUUGGAAGGAGAAGCGGACUUGGAGUUUGCAACUAUUAUGGUUCAGGCACUUAAUUUGAUACUCUUGACCGCUCCAGAGCUGGCAGAGUUGAGAGGUCUACUGAAAGAGACUCUUUCAGCUCCAGGUGGACGGGAUCUGUUUGUUGCCUUGUAUUCAUCUUGGUGUCACUCAUCCAUGGCGACUGUUAGUCUCUGUUUGCUUGCCCAGGCUUACCAACAUGCGAGUUCUGUGAUUCAAUCGCUUGGAGAGACAGACAUUAGUGUAAAUUUACUAGUACAAGUAGAUAAGUUAGUGCGACUUUUAGAGACUCCUAUCUUUGCAUACUUGAGGUUGCAGUUGUUAGAGCCAGGGCGUUAUCCUCACCUCCUAAAAGCUCUUUAUGGGCUUCUUAUGCUUCUCCCGCAGCAAAGCUCGGCAUUCAAGAUCUUGCGCACUAGACUGAAGACAGUUCCAUCACAUUCAUUUAUGCACGCGCCUCAUGGAACAUUAAUGCCUAGUGAAUUCCCUGGUCUUAGCGCAAUACGGAGAAGCGCUUCAGUUGGACCUUAUGACAAGAUUUUAUCUCAUAUUGCACCAAUGCCAACUACUCUCAGCCUUCAUGCUACUGAGGAUGGAGAAAAGGUUGCAGAUUCUGCUAGUAAUGGAGGUGCAGGAAUUAACUUCGCCGUACAGCUGAAACAGUUUGAGCAUAUGCAACAGCAACAUCGAAUGCACAGAGUGGUUGAUAGUAAUUUAAAACCUCCUCGCAGGCCUCCAAUUGUCUCAAAUCAGAAUGGACAAAGAGCUGAGGAUCGACCAGAUUCACAAUUUCCAAGAGGGUUUGCCUCUGAAGCACGUGUUCCACCACAGUCUCCACGGUCUCCAUGGAGCUAAUGCUGAUCUCAUGCUAUGUAUCUGCCUGCACUAUAUUCAACCCAAUUUAAAGAUAUAAAAGGAGAAUGCAAUUUGCUUUCUUUUUGCAUUUUGUUUAUAUUGGAUUGGCCACAUCUCCCUCAUGCACUAAAUUUCAUGCAGGGAUAGCCUUCUGACCCGAUGAUUGCUCUUUUCGAGGCUCUACGGCUUUGAGGGGGAUUCAAAGCUUUACGAUAUUCACUAGGUGAUUGAUAUUGGACCAGUUUUGGAGCUGGAGGAAUAAGAUUUGUUCAGAUAUACGGCUACAGCUGCUAACCCCACAGUGGGUCUAGAACUCAGCUGGGGUUUGAUGUGAUAUAGAAUGAAGGGUGUUCACCCUGUUAUUCUCCAGAUGGAGUUUGUGGACAUUGUUUCUGAUCCACGCUUGUAAGCAAACACUAGGCAUUGUGCAGUGUAACAUCGUAUGGAGUGAUGUGAAAGCUCCUGGUUCGAGUUUGUUUCUUCUUCCACUUCAUUCAUCUGGUUACGUAGAUCACCUUUUAGGUUUCUCGACUGUUGGUAAUGUAUAGUUUCGAUGUAUGUGCUUCGGUCAUAUCUAUUACAAUUAGAGCAGUUUUGAGCAGAUCCAAGUGCUCCUCAAACUAUAUCCAAAGAUUUUCAAUUUGUUCA
Messenger RNA from Physcomitrium patens, 4470 nucleotides. Lineage: Eukaryota; Viridiplantae; Streptophyta; Bryopsida; Funariales; Funariaceae. The record is from RefSeq and is a predicted model, not a curated record.